Messenger RNA from Pseudomyrmex gracilis, 3055 nucleotides. Its product is annotated as SH3 domain-binding protein 5 homolog. The record is from RefSeq and is a predicted model, not a curated record. Gene Ontology annotation, cellular component: cytoplasm. Gene Ontology annotation, molecular function: protein kinase inhibitor activity. Gene Ontology annotation, biological process: negative regulation of protein tyrosine kinase activity; intracellular signal transduction. The transcript has 6 exons. The coding region runs from base 526 to 2418 and encodes 630 amino acids. Lineage: Eukaryota; Metazoa; Arthropoda; Insecta; Hymenoptera; Formicidae.
CUAUUGGACGACGAGUUGCGGCUGUCGGUGGUUAAAAAAAAUCUAUACUUCACGUGACACGUGCUGUAGACACUUCGAACACUGGCAUUAAACACCGGAACGCAGUUACUGUAUAUACACAUAGACGGGGGAUUAUCUCGUCAUCACCGAUGAGAUGCGUCAGCGAUUCGCGGUGCUAAUUAUCCACGCAAGCAGGUUUGUCCGUGUCGGCUGUUCGUCGUCGUCUCGAAUUUCCCCGUUUAAUCUCAUCCCCGCGUCGAUUAUUCUCGAGACUCUAGAGCCAUGUUUCCUGUGAUGUUCGAGAUGGAAUUGUAGCUGAGCCGAUUGUCACACGGAAUGUAAACACACAAUCCGUCUGUCUGUCACCGCCGUGUCAAAACUCCUGAGGAACUUCGAUAUUGGAUCUUUAUGUUGUGAGACGUGACAGAUCAUCGUCGUCGCGCGCUCUCGGCGCGACAAUCAUGAGUUGACAUCGGUUGACGUCGUCGUCGUCGUCAGUCGUCGAACAAAAAUAAAUGCCGGAGCAUGGACGUCGCCGAGGACGCCGAGGGCGCGUUGGAUCCGCGCGUACAGAUUGAGUUGGAGAACUUGAACAAUGCCACUGAUAAUAUUAAUAAGCUGGAGAUUGAAUUGGACGAAGCUCACACUGCUUUUGGACAGCUGUUAACGGAUACACCAAGAAGAUUGAAAGAGAUUACAGAUAAACUGGGCACAGCUUGCAUUGAGAAAGCGAGAUGUUAUUACGAAGCAUUGGAAGUGGCUCGUCAAACUCAGGUAGAAAUUGAUUCAAGCUCAAUUUCUUAUCGUAUUGGGAAAAUAAAAGUGCAGUGUCAGCAACAGGCACAACUAUUUCAAAGAGCCAGUGAGAUUCAUGCGGCUGCGAAAGAAACAGUCGCUCUGGCAGAAGCGCGAUUUAUGUCUCAUCAGCAUGAGUGGAAUUUCGACCAAGCGUGGCAGGAUAUGCUCAAUCAUGCCACUAUUAAAGUCAUGGACGCGGAAAAUCAAAAAGCCGAAUGCGGUCGAGAGCAUCAUCGCAGAGCAAUGUUGUUUCACGACGCGGAAAAGAGACUCUUGCAAUUGGAGGAGAAGCACAGACGUGCGAUAAUAAAAGCAAGGCCGUAUUUCGAGGUGAAGGCCCAGUGCGAUCAGAUGCUGGAAACGCAAAAGGAAAGAGUGGAGUAUCUACAGCAAACCAUUAAGGAAACGAAACGCAAUUACGCAAUGAGUCUUCGGACAUUAGAGGAGAUUAGUAAUCAGAUACAUCAGCAGCGAAGAGAUUAUGACAUCGUGGCCAACGGACCGCGAGAACCUGGCGUCGGUGCCGAGCUCAUCGGUUCCGACAUAUAUCAGAAAUAUAAAAACCAUCUUCGUAGUCCCGACAGUCUCAAAAUGUGCUCCAAUAGAUGUGCCGAGAGCAGGAUAGACGAGAAAUUGCGCGAUAUCGAAGUUGGUAAAAAUUUGCAGAAGCCCGGUUCGGCGAAAGAAGACGCGGAACACCUCGAGAAGAGAUCCGUCGACGGCAGCGAAAGCAAAUGCACGCAGUGGGAACUGGAGUUACAAGCCAGUAUGGAGAAAUUAAAUUGCUCGUCGAUCGAGAACUCGUUGUACGUCAAAGAGCAAGACGAAGUGCCAAGUUCUUCAUCUGAUCCGCGAGAUCCCGACGUCGGAACGCGCUACAACCUCCUACCUGCAGAGCUAUCUGAGCCACAUAGUUCAAAUCGAUCUUCAUCAUCGACCAAAGAGCCGGAAACGUUUUUCGGCAGACCGUUGCAGAGAUCGUGUUCGACGCAGAAUUCGACACUGCGCGGAACAACCAUCACCACAAAGAGCGAUAUCUCAAAAUCAUUGAACAAUAGUCCGAUAAAUAGGAAUUUAUUUAAUUUAAAAAGUGGAAAUGUCACGAAGAAAACGGGAAGCGCGGAUGCAUCGAAGUACGUGCCAAACGGUAUUUCUCAAUUUUAUAUUCAAAAUGGAAACGCGCAGAACGAGAAGGAUGACGAUAAGCGACGACCCGCGAGCUCGCAAGACGACGGGACGGUGUCGUUGCGAUCCAACUCUGCGAUUGUCUCGCGACAGAGCGCAUCGUGCAGCGUUGGAUCCAGUCCGGCGAAACUGAUGCCGACCGCAGACGGCGGUGAACGAGAAACCGGUCCGGGAAACCGGGCGAACGUCAACAGUAUUAAAGAGUUACCGUUGCUGUCGCUCUUCGGAUCGACGUCGGCGUUAUCGACGUUGAUUAAAGGCAAGAGUUGCAGCAUGAUCGACUUGGACGGUAAGCCAAGCCUUAGGACGUUGCUGGACAAAUCUCGUCUGGGCAACAUCAGGGCGGUGAGCAUGGAGAGACUGGCGAAUGUCAGACACAACGUGAUCAACAAUUAUGUAGAGACCAAGACGAACGACGUUACGUCAAAUGAAUAAUGAUGUAGAAUAAUAAUAAUAAUAAUAAUAACAUAGGCAACUAUCGAUUACUUGUGAUAAACAACUUGAGUGUUUACCUACGCGUUGAGUUAGUAGAGAAUUGUGUCGAGGAAGCUCAAAUUCUAUCGAGAGAACAUUUUUUUUUUUUUAGCGAUAGCGCUUUAAUUUAAAUGAUACGCUAAGACAUUCUUGUAUAUCUUCUUGUUAACAAUUUUGGAAACAAUUUUUAGCAACGCUGCCAGUUAAUGUGUUGCUACGUUAAUUGCGUGUAAACCUUCGCAAAUCGAGAAUCCUCGAUGAGGAUGGACUCGUUCGGUUCAUCUCGAACGACAAUGUUCGCGAUGAGAAUCAGAAAAAAAAACGAUCGUCCAACCUGUCAUCCGGAAUGACUGAGCGAGUAUCGAGGAGUCUUUAAUUAUUAUUUAUUAAUGCAUUCGCUUGUAAAUAAACGUUGAAAGUUCAAGUUUAUGCGAUCGUCGUCGACGCAAUCGCGUACGUGUGAAUUACAUAAUUAAACACACACAAGUCGACGCGAAUUCACUAUUUCCAGACACUUGUUCUCGAAGAAAAAAAAACUGACUAGACGAUGUAAGCGUCAUAUCUCGUUUACUAUUUUCUAAUCUUUUAUAUAUAUAUA